AUGACUUCCGACAAUAUUAAAGUAGCCACAAAGAUCAGACCAAUGAUCCACCGCGAAGUAGCCGAUGGUCUAGAGCGUCUUUGGAACGAAUGUACAAAUUCAGAUGUAUAUGGAUCUGUAGUAAAACCUUUAGUCGAUUCCUUCAUGGAAGGUUUCAAUGCCACAAUAUUUGCAUAUGGCCAAACAUCUUCUGGCAAAACACACACCAUUUUGGGCAAUAAAACAGAUCCUGGGCUUUUCCAAUUAGUAUCCAAUCAGUUAUUCCAGCAUGUGGCAGACCAGGUUGAUAAGAGGUACUUGAUUAGAUGCAGUUAUGAAUCUACAAUGAAAGAUCAAUGA
This is a messenger RNA of Acanthoscelides obtectus, 339 nucleotides long. NCBI's taxonomy places the organism in Eukaryota, Metazoa, Arthropoda, Insecta, Coleoptera, Chrysomelidae. The record is from the annotation of a GenBank genome assembly.